Molecule: messenger RNA, 1605 nt
Organism: Aspergillus campestris IBT 28561
Lineage: Eukaryota; Fungi; Ascomycota; Eurotiomycetes; Eurotiales; Aspergillaceae
Product: carboxylesterase family protein
Exons: 2
Coding region: 1-1605 (534 amino acids)
Source: RefSeq, a predicted model, not a curated record
AUGUGGGCGCCCGUUGUCUUGCCAUGCAUCGGGGGAGUCCCCACCGCGCACACCCGGAAUGGGUCCUACGCGGGUGUGCACAAUACGCAACACGAUCAGGAUUUCUUUUUGGGUGUCCCAUACGCGCAGCCUCCGGUUCAUGAUCUGCGAUUUCGGGUACCCGAGCCGCUUAAUGAAUCGUGGAACGGCAUUCGGUCUGCUACGACUUACUCUCCCGGGUGUAUCGGGUAUGGUGAUGAUGGACUGGCACUCGAUCGUACGCUCAUGUCGGAGGACUGCCUCUAUUUGAACAUCGUGCGGCCGUCUGGCCUUCAACCGCACACAAGGGUCCCCGUUGCCGUGUGGAUCCACGGCGGCGCUUACGCCGAGGGCGCGUCGCGCGACCCACGCUACAACCUUUCCUUUAUAGUCGGCCAAUCAGAGGCCAUGGGCCGGCCGAUGGUGGGGGUGAGCUUGAACUACCGCCUGCAUGGCUGGGGUUUCUUGUGGGGGCGGGAGAUGGAGGAAGCGGGGGCGAGCAAUUUGGGCCUUCGCGAUCAACGGUUGGCCCUGACCUGGUUACAGGAAAAUAUCGCCGCGUUCGGAGGCGACCCAUCUCAGGUCACCAUCUGGGGCGAGAGUGCGGGAGCCAACAGUGUCGGAACACACCUGGUCGCGUAUGGGGGCCGCGACGAUGGUCUUUUCCGCGCAGCCAUCGGCGAGAGUGGCGCGCCCACUCUCUACCAUCCCUACCAGACGGUCGAGGACUGGCAGCCCUACUUCGAUGCCAUCGCCCGUGCGGCGCAAUGCCAUGGCAACGCGGGAGUACUAGACUGCCUGCGUGACGUCCCCACGGCCCGAUUAAACACCCUAUUCAAUGGAUCCCUGACCCAAGGCGCCGCUUUCGGCCCCGUUAUUGACGGCGACUUUCUCGUCCAGAGCGCGACUACGCUGCUACGCAAGGGCGCCUUUGUCAAGGUCCCUUUCCUCCACGGGGCCAACACCGACGAGGGGUGGACCGUGGCACCGAAGGACGUCAACACGACCGAUCGAUUCAGGAGCAUGGUGGAAAGCUGGGGCCUGGACGCCAUGACCGUGCAACGACUGUACGAGUUGUACUUGGAUCCGGUCGGCGAGCCCGUCGUACGUCGUACGGAGACAAUCUUCACUGACCGCAAUAUCCAUGCACCACGACGGCUGGCUAACCAGAUCUGGUCGGUCAACAAAAUUCCCAGCUACGGAUAUCACUUCGAUCUAGGCAGCGCAAAGUGGCCAUCAUAUCACUUUUGUGAGAUCCCCUUCGUUAUGUACAACACCAUAGGCCUUGGCUACGAGAAUAUACCCGGUUUACCGUACACACAGGAUCCCAUGGCCGAGGACAGGCAGAGACUCUCGCGCCUGGCGGAUUUGGUUUCCAGGAUGUGGAUAAGCUUCGUUACCACCUUGGAUCCGAACCAUUUCGGGGAUGAGCCCGAUGUGGAUUGGUCUGCUUAUCGCGCCGAAGAACCAGCUGUAAUCAUGUUCGACGGCAAUGCUUCUGUGCCGGCAUACAUGGUUCCGGAUACAUACCGUGCGGAGGGCAUUGAACUGUUUGCCAGUCUGCUCGAUGGUCCUCUUGGACAGUAG